This is a messenger RNA of Ostertagia ostertagi, 1377 nucleotides long. NCBI's taxonomy places the organism in Eukaryota, Metazoa, Nematoda, Chromadorea, Rhabditida, Trichostrongylidae. The record is from the annotation of a GenBank genome assembly.
AUGGAAGAAGCUGGACCAUCUAUAACAGUAACAUCACUGACGAACAUUCUUUCAUUUGCAAUUGGUAUUCUGACUCCAACACCUGCAAUUUCCAUCUUCUGCCUUUAUACUUGUGUGGGAGUCGCUGUCGACUUUGUCUACCAGCUCACCUUCUUUGUGGCAGCGCUUGUAUAUGAGGAGAUGCGAAUUGCAGAGCCAGAGAAACCGCCGAUUACUGAUGUGGCCCAAUGCGAAGGAUGUGGUGGCAGCCAAAUUGUCUGUACGAUCGGUGCAUCCAGCAGAUCCGAACGACUCGACUAUUGCUCUUGGUCGUUCUUAAUUGGCUACUGGUUAGCGUCUCUUUACGGCUGCCUGAAAAUGGAAAUACGCAUGGACACUACGAACCUUAUAAUGAAAGAUAGUCCACUGCACAACGUGGCCUACAUUUACGAGAAUUUCCUGUGGAAAGAAGGACAGCUCGUUUUGGUUUUUGUGAACAAUCCUCCUGAUCUCUCAAUUGAACAUAAUCAACGGCGUAUGCUUGGUCUGGUUAGUGAAUUCGAAGGUUUGCGCUAUUCGAUGGGGAAGAAUUCAACGUCUUUCUGGCUACGAUCGUUUUUGUACCAGUCGGCACUUUAUCAGACCAAAGAAGGAUUCUAUUCGAUACUAGACGAAUGGCUUCAGAAAAUGGCGGGUCAAGAUGGAAUGACAUGGUGGCGGCUCCAGCGUAACAUGAGUGGUGCUGUCGUUGGAGUGAAUAAGUUUAUGUUUGCGACGGCUGCAGCGAUGGGUGAGGAAGCGAGUUGGAAUACCAGAGCUCGUCUACAGCAUGCUUGGAGAGCCGUCGCCAAACGCAACGAACAAUUUAAUGUUUCUAAAGUAACUAUGCGUCGAUAUCGUUUUUAUCACGCACUAUUGUCAAGCGUAUUCGGUUUACCGUAUGACUCACACAAUCGCUAUGAUAUCCAUAAACGUGGGCGUGUUUGGUCUACUUUCCCUAUGGAACGUGAAUCUGGAUCCGAUAUCGAUGUGCACAACAUUGAUGAGUAUAGGCUUUUCCGUCGACUUUACUGCCUCUAUAUAAGCUACCACUUCUAUAGAAAUCCAGCCUCUUGGACAACGGAUGAACGAUUAGCGGAUGCCUUGAGGUCAAUCGGGUGGCCGAUGAUACAAGCAGGUUGUUCAACAAUUCUCUGUAUCUCUGCUCUUUUGCUAAUCGACUCUUAUAUGGUAUAUGUGUUCACGAAGACCAUUUAUCUCGUUAUCAGUCUUGGCCUUUUGCAUGGAAUCGUUUUUCUUCCGGCGCUACUACUGACGCACCGCACGAUGGAGUGGCUCCAACGAUUCUCCAGCAUAGGCGAGAACAAGGCUAAAACUGCACUGCUAGAAGCUGAAACA